Messenger RNA from Trichoplax adhaerens, 1344 nucleotides. RefSeq lists its product as uncharacterized. NCBI's taxonomy places the organism in Eukaryota, Metazoa, Placozoa, Uniplacotomia, Trichoplacea, Trichoplacidae. Gene Ontology annotation, biological process: proteolysis. Gene Ontology annotation, molecular function: serine-type carboxypeptidase activity. The coding region runs from base 1 to 1344 and encodes 447 amino acids. The record is from RefSeq and is a predicted model, not a curated record. The transcript has a single exon.
AUGAGUUUAUUGAUUCAAUUAUCCGUAGCUAUUGCAUUCUUACUACUCAAUGGCGUCAUUGAUGGAUCCAAUCCGGGUGAUAGUGAUGAAGUAACUGCAUUGCCAGGACUGUCGAUUCCUUUACCUUUUAAACAUUACUCCGGUUAUUUACAGGGUGUUGAUAGCAAUACUCAGUUACAUUAUUGGUUCGCUGAAUCUUAUGGUAAUCCUGCAAGCGAUCCUUUAAUAUUAUGGAUGAACGGUGGUCCUGGUUGUAGUUCAUUGGAUGGACUACUAACCGAGCAUGGACCUUUUAGUGUCAAUGAUGAUUUAACCAUUUCUUUACGUAAUACUUCGUGGAAUAAAUUUGCUAAUGUCAUCUAUCUUGAAUCACCAGCAGGUGUUGGAUUUUCUUACGGACCAUCGUCCAAUUUAUCGGAUAUUACAACGGCAGAGAAUAACUACGCUGCUCUUAAAGCAUUCUUUAAAAAAUUUCCUACAUUCGCCAAUCAUGACUUCUACAUUACAGGCGAAAGUUAUGCUGGCGUUUACGUUCCUACGUUAGCCACUCGUGUUGCUAAUGAUAGUACAAUCCGAUUAAAAGCGAUUGCUAUUGGCAAUGGCAUUCUAGACAGGACUAAAAAUCUCGAUUCAUUAAUGUAUUACGGUUACUAUCACGGCCUAUUGGGUGGCCAACUAUGGAAUGGCUUGCAAGUUGCGUGUUGCAGUGGCAGUAGCUGCCAAUAUGCAAAUAGUAAUAAUUUCCUAUGUUCUCAUCGAGUUCGCUCUGCUACUAAUUUAAUUUGGGGCGAUGGCCUAAACCUGUAUAGUAUCUAUGAGGAUUGUUUAAAAGUUCGACAAACUUUAGCCAUUAGAAAUCAUCUACAAGACUCUAACCAACCUCUUUAUGGAACCCCACCUUGCUUUACUGAGAGUAUACUAUCCAAAUAUUUAAAUAGCGAUGCAGUUCUGAAGGCGUUACAUAUUGCCAAGCAGGCUCCAAAAUGGACGAUCUGUAAUUUUAUUGUCAACCUCAAUUAUCAAAGGACCUAUCCUUCUGUUAUCCAUUUCUUAAAGAAUCUGUCAUCCAAAAUGCGCGUCUUAUUAUAUUAUGGCGAUGCCGAUGCUGUGUGCAAUUUUAUAGGUGGACUUUGGAGUGCUGAAGCAAUCCAAGCCCCCAAAAUCGAUGACUAUAAACCAUGGUAUAUUAACACCACAUACGGCAAAACAGUUGCAGGUUUUAUACAGCGAUAUGAUAACCUCGAUUUUGUGACUGUUAAAGGAGCUGGACACUUAGUCCCAACAGAUCAGCCUGAUGCUGCCUUUCGACUGAUGGAAACUUUUAUAGGCGGUCAUAGUUUAUAA